CUGCCUGCUUACUGCUCUCCCCCUCCUCUCUCUCUCUACAACAACAUUUUCGGGAAGAAUAAAGUUUUUUUUCCCCCUCUCCUCUUGCACAAAUCUGCUCAGUCUUCACCCAGAGCCAAAGUUUGUCCCAGCGGGGAGAAGGACCAUGUGGGGACAGAAAUGGGCUGUUGGGACACCUUUGGCUUGUCUCCUGUUCCUGGUGACUCUAAUGGACGCUGAUCCGUUCCAGAGCCGGAUCACGGCCUCCCAGUUCCUGAGCCGGCACCGCCGAGCCAACUCUCUGUUUGAGGAGAGCAAGAAGGGCAACCUGGAGCGGGAGUGCAUCGAGGAGCUGUGCAACAAAGAGGAGGCCCGGGAGAUCUUCGAAAACCAGCCGGAGACGGAGUAUUUCUACCCCAGAUAUGUUGUGUGUUUGGGUUCCCAUCGGGUCGGCAUCAACAAUCAGAACUCCGACUCGAGCAUCCCGUCUGACCUUCGGACCUGCGUAAAAGAGAUCAGUAACCAGUGCACGCCGUUUCCGUGCAGCACGGAUGGUUCCGAGCGCUGCGUGGACGGCCAGGCCUCCUUCACGUGUGUGUGUAAGCCCGGCUGGAAGGGGCGGCGCUGUGAGGAAGACAUCGACGAGUGCACCGAUCCCUACUUCACGGCGGGAUGCAACCAAAAGUGUCUCAACUUCCCGGGAAGUUUUCGAUGCAUGUGUGAAGAUGGUUACUUCAUCAACGACAACAUCAACUGUGUGGAUAUCAACGAGUGCUUGUUGUACCCCAGUCUCUGUGAAAAACCGGCAGAAUGUGUGAACACACCUGGCAUGUACGAGUGCAGGUGUCCCCCGGGAUUCAAGUACAACUUCACCUCCAAAUCCUGCGACGAUGUGAAUGAAUGCAGUACAGACGUGUGUGAAAGGGCCUGUCACAACACCGUGGGAAGCUUCAAGUGUCAGUGCGACGGCCGUGAAGGUUUUCGUUUGGGAGCAGAUGAGCGAAGCUGCGAACAUAUCCCCGUCUGUGUGCAGCUGGAUGACUACAAACACCCAGAGAUGCUUUACCUGGGGGAGCAGUUUGCAGGACUUCCUGUCAUCUACCUGCUAUUCCGCCUGCCGGAGAAUACAAAGUUUUCAGCUGAGUUUGACUUCCGAACGUACGACCCGGAGGGGAUCAUUUUGUACGCGGAGUCUUCCCAGGACUCGUGGUUCAUGUUGGGGCUGAGGGCCGGUCGCAUUGAAGUCCAGUUCAAAAACCAGCAUACGGUCAAAGUUACAACUGGGAGAAAGGCCAUUAAUGACGGGCAGUGGCACGUGAUCUCCGUGGAUGAACUGGAAAGCAGCAUCAGCGUGAAGAUCAGUAAAGAGGCAGUGAUGAGCAUUAACAGCCCAGAGAGCCUCUUCGCUUCAGUUAACGGCAAACUGGAGACCAAAGUCUACAUCGCCGGUCUUCCCAACCGCACCAACAACAUCAUCAAGCCCAUCAACCCUCGGCUCGACGGCUGCAUCCGGGGCUGGAACUUAAUGAACCAAGGGGCGUCCGGGGUGAAGGAGGUCAUCCAGGAGAAGAAGAGCAAGCACUGCUUCGUGUACGUGGAGCCAGGGUCGUACUUCUCCGGGGCAGGACUGGCGCAGUUCCACGUAGACUACAGUGAGCAUGCAGGUGAUUCUGGGAGCUGGAACGUGGACCUGACCAUGAACAUCCGUCCGUCCAGCAGCUCCGGUGUGCUCUUCGCUCUAGUCUACAACGACACCGUGCCACUGUCGGUAGCAGUGGUAACGCAGGGGGAAGACGAUGCGAACCUGCAAGUGUUUCUGGAUGGCGUCUCUGUGGCGAGGCUGGAUUCGCUGAUGCUCUGUUACCCUGACCGGCUCGCCGUKCACCUGAACGUGACGCCGACGAAGGUUCGGAUCUCGGCGAACUCCUCCACUGUCUCCUACAUGAAGUCAGGGGCGAUGCAGGAGGUGCUGGAGCGCCUCAACGCCACCAUGCAGAACCCCAUCAGCACUUAUGUCGGCGGGAUCCCAGAUAACGUCCCAUUACAUGCCACCCCCGUGUCAGCCUUCUACCACGGCUGCAUGGACGUCACCAUCAACGGCCAGCAGCUGGACUUUGACGAAGCUCUCAGCAAACACAACAGCAUCAAGUCUCAUUCCUGUCCUCCCGUCUCCACACGUGAGACCCACCCCGAAGGACUGAACCUCCACAGGAAGUGACCCCAAUUUAAAAAAUUAAACCAGCCCUCAAGACAACGUGCAUUUCCCUCCAUACGGUGUUAUUUUAUUUGCCUUUUGAGUAUUUUUGUUCAGGUUGUUUAUUUGUUUUUGGUCUCAACAAAAGCUGGAUGGAAGCUGUAAUUUUAGAAGUUUGUUGUAAUAAGUUAAAGAUUUUCCAGGAAACUUUGGUAAAGAGCUGAGCUCUGUAAAUUUAAACAGUGUGUUAGUAACAUGUGGAUGCAUUUGUGUAGAAAAAUAAACAAAUGGUCACUAAUGGCCAGGCUGUGACAUG
Messenger RNA from Austrofundulus limnaeus, 2489 nucleotides. It is a transcript of the gene pros1, whose product is annotated as protein S. Gene Ontology annotation, cellular component: extracellular region. Gene Ontology annotation, molecular function: calcium ion binding. The transcript is spliced from 14 exons. The record is from RefSeq and is a predicted model, not a curated record. NCBI's taxonomy places the organism in Eukaryota, Metazoa, Chordata, Actinopteri, Cyprinodontiformes, Rivulidae. The coding region runs from base 146 to 2197 and encodes 683 amino acids.